UGCAGCUCCACCGGUGGCGCUAAUGAACCAGCAAGCCGAUUAAGCCGCUAUUCGACGAAGAAGAAUUGGAAGAAGAGAAGAAGAAUUUGAAGCAGAAGCAGCACAACUUCGCUGGAGACGAUUCAGUCCAAUUAAGAACUACGAAUAUACACAUUCAUAAUGCCUAAACCAAAGGAAGUGCUCUCCUCCACAUCUGGGAGUGACUCUGAUAGUGAUGUUGAAACCAAGGCAAAGAGAAAGAAGUCAAGUGCACCAGAGAAACCAGUUAAGAAACCAAAGACGGGAGAGAGUGUUAAGCCUGGUGGGUCUUCCAAAGGCAGCAGUAACACUGGCGACAACAUGUUCCAAAUCGGAAGGAUGAGAUAUGUCUCCGUUCGGGACUUCAAAGGUAAAGUUCUGAUCGACAUCAGAGAGUACUGGACGAAUCCAGAUGGGGAUAUCAAGCCUGGAAAGAAAGGUAACCCCAUUAAACUGUACAUACCAAUAAAUUGUCUUCGUUCAUAUGCCACUUUUCAGCUUUAUGGCUAACAAAGCCAUGAAAAU
Molecule: messenger RNA, 543 nt
Organism: Phyllopteryx taeniolatus (common seadragon)
Lineage: Eukaryota; Metazoa; Chordata; Actinopteri; Syngnathiformes; Syngnathidae
Product: activated RNA polymerase II transcriptional coactivator p15-like
Exons: 4
Coding region: 160-528 (122 amino acids)
Biological process (GO): positive regulation of transcription initiation by RNA polymerase II
Cellular component (GO): transcription regulator complex; nucleus
Molecular function (GO): transcription coactivator activity; DNA binding
Source: RefSeq, a predicted model, not a curated record